AUUGUUACCUGAACCCGUAAAGCAUCGCAUCUCGUCUCAUCCUUUUGGAUGGCUGUUAUACCGCUCUAAAAAGGCAUACACACACCAUGAACUGGAGACCCACGCGAACCUUCCACACAUACACCAAACUAUGCAACUCCUCCUCGGCCCCGUUUAACAAUCUCGGCGGUAUCUUGAGCCAGUUGGGAAAAAUCUCCGGGCAACUCCCACAGCUCGCCAGAAAAUGGAGGGAAAGCAGUUUCGGGGACGCCAUUAGAAACGAAGUCUUUAACGUCAGAGACGACCAGAUUUCGUCAUCGCACUACAAAAGGCCCACCCAACCGACGGGGGUGCCGUUCUCAAAGCUCUUGUCAAACUCGUUUCCGCUUUCCGUAGCCGAAUCCGUCAGAGACUAUAAGGACCGCCACCAGGUUUUACGGUUUCAGGAUGAGUUGCUCUCGACGUUGCCUUUCUAUCCAGAGAUGGAUGCUACCGGGCGCGUCGCCAAGGUAUUGCUGGUUCCGGUGUACGGAAUUAGCGCUCCAAGGGCCACCGACUACAUUAACGAGUUCUGCAUCUACCCCCCGGGCAAAACGGAGGCUGAUUUCGCAGACUUGAAUCACUUGGUCGUGGUGCACGGCUACGGCGCGGGCUUGGGAUUUUUCUUAAAGAACUUUGAGGGUUUGUCCAGCGGGUUUGAGGCUGGCCUGAAGCCAUGGGUGGUCCACGCGAUUGACCUUUUGGGGUACGGGUGCUCGUCGAGACCGGAAUUUCACUAUCCCAAAGUCGAGGACCAGAGCCAGCAGUUGGAGAUCACCGAGAGUUGGUUUCACGACUCGUUUGAGCAGUGGCGUGUCCAGCGUGGCUUGACGAAUCCCGAAAAUAUCUUGUGCUGCUCACAUUCCUUGGGAGCCUAUUUGUCCGCAACUUACUGCAUGGCCUACCCCAAACGGUUCAAGAAGCUCAUGAUGGUGUCACCGGCCGGGAUCAUCAAGCACCGUACGCCGAAACCGGUUCCGGCUUGGUUUGACUACUUGUGGAACAAAAACAUCUCGCCCUUUGUAUUGGUGCGCAAAACCGGUCCGCUCGGCUCGCUCUUUGUCAGUGGGUGGACCUACCGACGCUUCUCCAAGCUUGCGAGCUUGUUUGAGAAGCAGAAGUUGCACAAAUACACGUACGGGAUCUUCAAUGCCAAGGGUUCAGGGGAAUAUAUUCUCAAUUACGUGUUGGCAGCCGGUGCCAACCCCAGAUUUCCGUUGCUAGAGCGACUUUCCCAGAAGAUGGCGGAGAGGCGUGAUGUCAUCAACUGCGAUUACACCUGGGUCUACGGAAAAGAUGACUGGAUGGAUGUCCACGGCGGCGAGUUGUGCAGCAAAUUGAUCAAUGAGCAGACGGGCCACCAGAGCACGGUCGUGGAAGUUCCCGACUGCGGCCACCACAUUUAUCUCGAUAAUGUAGAGGCGUUUAAUAAGUUGGUGGUGGACGAAAUGAAGAAAUUUUAGAUUUAUAAAACCACAUUAUGUGUUAACGGUUGCACGUGUCUGAAGGACCAUGAAACUUCGGACAGUGAGGAUUUGCCCUUCCUUUCUAGCGAAGCUUGUGCGCUCGUAGCUAUACAACCGUACUUUAUUGAUUAAUAUACACAACGCU
Messenger RNA from Babjeviella inositovora NRRL Y-12698, 1629 nucleotides. RefSeq names its product carboxylic ester hydrolase. The record is from RefSeq and is a predicted model, not a curated record. Gene Ontology annotation, biological process: cardiolipin acyl-chain remodeling. Gene Ontology annotation, cellular component: mitochondrial inner membrane. Lineage: Eukaryota; Fungi; Ascomycota; Pichiomycetes; Serinales. The coding region runs from base 87 to 1481 and encodes 464 amino acids. Gene Ontology annotation, molecular function: A2-type glycerophospholipase activity. The transcript has a single exon.